AUGUCGACUAGUGCGCAGACCGGCCAAACUUCAUCUGGUGGAUUACCUGCACCACGACAGGGACGAAGGGGUAGAAAUUUCGGAGCUCUUCUGACCACCUCAGACGCAGCGGAUUCGCCAGCAGCAGCGACCAGCUCUCCAAGACAAUCAGGCGAUACCUCUCGCUCCGAAGCAUCAGGCAAGAAGGGCGCAGGCCUUACAUCUUCCAAGAAACCCACUCCGAAGGCGAGGAAGAAAGAUAAAGAUACUCCUCCCCACCAGGCACCGGCGGCGCCCCAAACCAAAGACUCGAAGCGGCCUGAACAGGCAGACUCGGCUCGGCCCAAGCCCCUGCCAUCCCCGGCAACCAAUGGCCAAAGCCAAUCCCUCAUCAAACAUUCCAGUCCUGACAGCAGUACGCCAGCCAGUGGAGAGACCUGCUUGAUUUGCGCCGAGUCGAUCAAGUACUUCGCCCUGGGAACAUGUUCACAUCGCACCUGCCAUAUCUGUGCCAUCCGAAUGCGAGCACUCUACAAGAAACGUGAUUGUGCAUUAUGCAAGACGGAGUUGAAGGACGUCGUCAUCACCACCGAUCCUCAGGCCAACUUCGCCAGCUAUGAUCUCUCGGACAUCAAAUUCAAGGACCCUCACCUCUCGAUCUAUUGCGAGACGUUUGAGCAGCUGGACGAAUUACUGGCCUAUCUCAAGUUCAACUGCCCCCAUCCGGACUGUUCCAGCGUGCUUCAGAAUUGGAAGGAUCUCAAGUCCCACACCCGGUCUGUCCACAAUGGUCUCUCACUCUGCGACCUCUGCUGCUCGAACAAGAAGGUCUUUGCACACGAGCACACCCUCUUUACCGCCAAGGGCAUCACCGUCCACAUGAACCAGGGCUCGGUUGGUGUUGGUAAAGGUCUUCGCCGGUCUCGGCUUAUGGGCGACGAGGGACCAGGAACAGCUGGAGAGGAUGAUGAUGGCUUCAAGGGCCAUCCACGUUGCGGCUUCUGUAGUGUUUACUACUACGAUGACGAUCAACUCUAUCAGCACUGUCGAGAUAAACAUGAACAGUGCUUCAUCUGUGUCCGCAAUGGAGUGGGGCGAUGGCAGUACUACUUGGAUUACCAGCAUUUGGAAAGUCAUUUUCGUGAUGAUCACUAUCUGUGUAGUCAAUCGACCUGUUUGCAGGCUAGAUUUGUGGUGUAUGAAACAGCGCUGGAGCUUCAAACCCAUCAGAUUGAGGUUCAUGGGGCUGAAAUGGGUGUGAAAGCUAUGAAGGAUGCUCGAAAGCUGGAAACAAAUUUCGUCUAUACCGGUGGCCAGGAGCAACAACACUCACAGACGCACACCAACCGGCAAGCACCACGAGAUCAACGCGCCGGACGUGGGAUAGCCGUGAUGGAUAUACCGCCUAUCAGUGGUGAGGGAUCCACCACUCUGUCUAACGCUAAUCGCAUUGUCCCAGGUCUGGCACCGAACCGCGGGCGAAACGAUAGCAGCAGGCCGCACAAAGGCAAGUCUAAAUCUGCACCAGCACAAGAACCAGAAGACUCUGGGCAACAAUCUUCUAGUAAUACCGAUAACAUCAACCAAGGCGGCAGCAGCUCUUCCACUAAAUACGACGUUCAACGCCACGCUGUGCUGAUGCAACGGGUGAGCGAGGCUGUGAAUGGCGCGGAAGCUAAGACUACAUCGUUUAAAGUUGCCGUCAGGACAUACCGUAACAACGAGAUGGCUGCCUCUGAUUUUCUCGAUACUCUCUGUAACAUAUUCGACCAUCGGUCUGAGACUAUUGGACCGAUCCUCAGUAACCUUUUAGACCUACUAGACAUUCAAGACGAGCGAAAGGGACAACUUUUGGAAAGAUGGCUUGAUCUCAAACUCGAACAAACUCAAUACCCGUCGCUUGAUGGUAACAAUUUUUCAAAAGGCCCGUCAGUCGGGAACCAUUCAAAUUUCCAGUCAGAUGGUAGCACGGCAGCGUUGGGCCCUCUGCACACCUCUUCCUGGGUCCGUCAGCAGCCCCAUUAUUCCAAGUUGGUCGAGAAAUCUUCUCGGACCCAGAAUCGCGAGGUGCCAGGCCUGGUGACCAAGAAACUCAAAUCUGGUGCCAAAGCUACCCCAUGGGCGUCUGGUUCGAGUAGCACACCAAAUACUCGUGUGAAUACUACCAAUGCGACUACAUCGUCGACCACUAUUCAUGCCAAUCAGUCCCGCCAUGUCGUUCCCAAACCGACCGCGGCAGCCCAAAACACCCAUUUUCCCAGUCUGCCCACGAAACAAGUCCCGACCGCCAAGCCGAGCUGGAAGCCCAACGGGGCCCGUCCCGACGGGGGCGCGGCCCAAUGGGUGGCGCCGAUCAACGAGCUCCCCGCAGGCCCUUCGUCCAACCAAGCUUCGGCGGGUGGGAGCAAAAAAUCGAAGAAGAUCCUCUUGUUCACUAAUUCUCGCUGA
Molecule: messenger RNA, 2427 nt
Organism: Puccinia triticina
Lineage: Eukaryota; Fungi; Basidiomycota; Pucciniomycetes; Pucciniales; Pucciniaceae
Exons: 7
Coding region: 1-2427 (808 amino acids)
Biological process (GO): rescue of stalled cytosolic ribosome; protein ubiquitination
Molecular function (GO): ubiquitin protein ligase activity; ribosome binding
Source: RefSeq, a predicted model, not a curated record